UCAGUGUGAUGGGAGCAAUACAGAUUAUAUUAUACUGAGCAGUUAUUUUGGAUUAAUAAAAUUUUAUUCCACAGGACAGUAAAUCUUCAAGUUUCUCUACGCAUUUGAAUACUUUUACUUUGAAAGCUGUGUGAUCUUAAUCCAGAGAACUUCAGCUAGUUUGACAGAGCUGCCUCUCCGGAGGAGGAGGGCAAUCCCUGCUUUUAUUUUUCUUUCCAGACGGCCUCAGUUGAGCACAAAAACAAACUUGAACCAGACGAGCUUUGGGUCAACACUGGCGCUUGUAUCUUCGUCUGAAGUGGAGCAUCUGAAGGCGUGUUACAGACGAGCAAAAACCUGUGGAGGUCAGCCAGAGACAGCAUGGGGGCCAAACAGAGCAGCGCGGUGUUUGACGGCAGAACUCGGGCUUAUUCCAGCUCCGAUCUCCCAUCUGGAAACUCCGGCGGAGGGGAGAGGUUCGGCUUUAGGUACACCAAUGGACCCGACGGGCCCCGGAUCCGGUACACGGGUGGAGGGCCGACCAGUUCCGGGAUCAGCAUACCGGCCGGCGGCAGGUCAGGGUCACACAAUCAGAGCCUGGAUGGCACAGAUGGAGACGACGAGGGCCAGCUGCCCCCUGAGGGCCACAGGCUGCUCUUAGGGUCCCUGCCGGCUCACCUGUCCCCCCGUCUGCUGGGAGGUUUUCACUGCCCUGUUUGCUCCAAGUUUAUGGCAUCGGAUGAAAUAGAGAAGCACCUGCUCAUGUGUUUCAGCAAAACGCGCCUCACAUACAACAAGGACAUCCUGUCCAGGGACUCUGGGGAAUGUACCAUCUGUUUAGAAGAGCUGGAGCAGGGAGACACCAUUGCCAGGCUGCCUUGCCUCUGUAUCUACCAUAAGGGGUGCAUAGACGAGUGGUUUGAGGUGAAUCGCUCAUGUCCGGAGCAUCCAGCCGACUAGGAGCUUCAGAAGUACAGUUUGAGUCUACAGUACAUCACUGUGGUCGACUGUGUGCCCUGACCUCAUCCCAACACUGUUCCAGCCGAGCUUCAACGCUCCUCAGGGAUUGUAAGACGUUAUUGUGUGCAGAAUUUUUCAUAUCGCCUCAUGGAACAGUGACAGACUUUGGAUAUGUUCCUCCAGAUUUCAUGGGAUGUUGUAACAACCACUGGUGGAGUCAUUUUGUCUCCAGAAAAUAUGUGAAUGUUCCUUAAUGCCAUCUGCUGGCCUGAAGUGGAUUCAUUACAACCUGGAAUCUGAACUGAACCGUGUGGCUGAGCAGGGUGUGGUUUUGUAGCAGAGGACUUGUGUGCCCAACAUGGUGGAAGCCUGACGCCUCUUUUCAGCAGAGACCAUUCAGAGACUUAAUCAGAAGGCUGAUGUUGUGCAAUAUAAAAAACAGCCAUACAGAAUAAAAAAUGUCAGCUUUAAGGGAUGAUUGCAGUGUUGAUGGUAGUCAGGAAAUAGAUCUUAAUUUCAAGGCAAAAUUGGCUAUCAAUAUUGUUUGUUAAACAAUCAUGUGUCCUAGACCAAAUAGUCUAACAGGACUUUGUUAAUCACGUGGCCGUUUAGAACCACAGUAAUGUGAUUGUGUAGUUUAGUGGUGGAAUUAAAGUAGGUUAAGACAUAUCUAAUGAUGAUUCAUGUUGUCUCUAAGGAGUGCCAUAAUAUGCUGCUAUGUCAUAGACUGGAAAGUUUUCCUAUAACCUUUGAACCUUUCUUGGUUGUUCUUUCUAUUUGUACUGUAAUGAACUGCACAACAAUAAAUGUUUUGUCUUUGUGCCUCUUUCCUGCAUAA
Molecule: messenger RNA, 1777 nt
Organism: Amphiprion ocellaris (clown anemonefish)
Lineage: Eukaryota; Metazoa; Chordata; Actinopteri; Pomacentridae
Product: E3 ubiquitin-protein ligase ZNRF2-like
Exons: 5
Coding region: 361-939 (192 amino acids)
Source: RefSeq, a predicted model, not a curated record